Molecule: messenger RNA, 2238 nt
Organism: Athene cunicularia (burrowing owl)
Lineage: Eukaryota; Metazoa; Chordata; Aves; Strigiformes; Strigidae
Gene: GDPD1
Product: glycerophosphodiester phosphodiesterase domain containing 1
Exons: 9
Coding region: 79-855 (258 amino acids)
Biological process (GO): glycerophospholipid catabolic process; N-acylethanolamine metabolic process
Cellular component (GO): endoplasmic reticulum membrane
Molecular function (GO): phosphoric diester hydrolase activity; phosphatidylcholine lysophospholipase A1 activity
Source: RefSeq, a predicted model, not a curated record
GAGGGGAGGAAAAGGGAUUUUCUACAUGUUUUAGUUUUUGUUAUUUUUGUAGGUGCUGGAGAGAACCUGGAAAACACGAUGGCAGCCUUUCACCAUGCAGUUAAUAUAGGAACAGAUAUGUUGGAGCUAGAUUGUCACCUGACAAAAGAUGAGCAAGUGGUUGUGUCCCAUGAUGAGAACCUGAAGAGAUCAACAGGAGUUGAUGUCAACAUAUCUGACCUCAAAUAUUCUGAACUUCCACCAUAUCUCUGCAAGCUGGAUGUCACAUUUCAGAAAGAAUGUCACUGUGAGGGAGAAGACAACCGUAUUCCACUCCUGAAAGAGGUGUUUGAGGCAUUUCCACAAACUCCUGUCAACAUUGACAUCAAAGUGAACAACAAUGUCUUGAUCAAAAAGGUUUCAGAGCUGGUGAGUCAGUAUAAGCGAGAGCAUUUGACGGUGUGGGGGAAUGUCAACUACGAGGUUGUAUCAAAAUGUCUUAAGGAGAAUGCUGACAUUCCCAUCAUCUUCUGUUUGCAACGUGUCCUCCUGCUCCUGGGCCUGUUCUACACCGGUCUGCUGCCAUUCAUUCCUUUCAAGGAAGAAUUCUUGGAAAUUCCCAUGCCUUCAAUCAUCCUCAAGCUGAAAGAACCAGAGAAGAUGACAAGAAGCCAGAAAUUUAUUAUCUGGCUAGCUGACACAUUGCUAAUGAGGAAAGCACUUUUUGACCACCUCACUGCUCGGGGCAUUCAGGUGUAUAUUUGGGUACUGAAUGAAGAACAAGAAUACAAGAGGGCAUUUGACCUGGGAGCAACUGGGGUGAUGACAGACUAUCCAACAAAACUUAAGGAGUUUUUACACAAUUAUCCAUCAUAAAGGAAGAAAAUCAAGGAAGUUCUUGCAGAAUAGAUUGUGAGCCAAGGAUUUUCUUCAUUUUAAAACAAAAAAAGUGGCAUACACAGGUCAUAUUGUUUGAAAGAUGUAAUUGGAUGAUCUAUUACCUUGUUGUCAAGUUGUUAUCUAAUGUAAAGGUUGUUUAUUUAUUUUUAAACUUUAAUUACAUAGUUUACAUUUGUAAAUAGCUCAUUUAGCAACGGUGCACUUCACAAAUAGCAACGACUAGGAAGAAAGUUGCUGGAUAGGAUACCUGUAGAUAAUAAACAUUAUUUUACCAGUCACAAGUGUUCCUAAGCAGAUGUCAAGACAUGUCAGUUAGAUUCUAGUGGGCAGAAACUAAAGAAUUUCUGAAAGUGUACCCUGUGUGUAUGCAUUUCUCCUGUUGCUUUUAGUUUUCAGAUAACUUGUAGGGCAAAAAAGAAAAACAACGCACAGGAAAAAUAGAAAACAGAAUCUGUGGAUAGCCGGAUAGUUUAGCCGGUGAAGUGUAGUCAGUAAUGUUGGUCACUUUUUUAACCAAAAUUAAUGCACUUGGUCAGUAUAGAUUUACUCCAUUAUUCUUAAAAGAACGUUGAGCUUGAGUUGCAGCUGUAUUUAGAGCCCUUCCUGAUGUGAGGGUAAUACUGGGACUCAUCCAUCAAGGUCUAGAUAGAGUAUUUAAGCCAGUUUCUGUGUGUGACCCUGAGUUCCACUGCAGGGGUCUGGGUUUGCCCCUGGUUCUGACAUGCCUGUCAGGCUACCAUGGCAUGGCAGUAGCUAGCCUCCCAGAAAGGAAGAUUGCACUUACACUUUGGAAUAGUCUUUUCACAAAGGAAGCCAAUUUUUUUAGAAGUCUCUUGCACAUUUAUAGUUCUAACAUCUGUUGGCUUGGUGAAUGGGAAGUUAUUUUUAGAGUGAGGGACCAAAGAAGACGUCAUUUUGGUCAGGAGUUUCAGGAAAAAAUUAAAAUGUUCCUAUUAAAUGAAUUCACCCAAAGCAGAUUUAUAUGGAUACUUACAAAAAGGAGCAAGUGUCAGUCUAGAUGGUGUGUAAAUUUUAGUGUUUUCUCUCCGCAAAAGUACAUUCAAUAUUCAUUAAGUUUAUGUGUAUGGACAUAGAAGUAACUUUACUGGCAAAAGUCAGGAAACCCCAAGCGUGAUGGAAUGGGGUUAGAUAAGGUAUUUCUGGAACCUUACAUGCUGUUCUGUCACUGUGAACAGGUGUCACGUGUGUAUCAAACAGAUUUGAGCCUGCCACGCCUGUGUGUUUUGGUAUCGUCAUGUUAGUGGUAGGGGUUUUCAGAAGGAAUUUCGUUACUGUAGCUUAUUUAUACACAAUGACAUGUAUAAAGCUCAGUCAUCUAAUCAUCAGAUACUGCUGGAA